This is a messenger RNA of Phragmites australis (common reed), 1101 nucleotides long. RefSeq names its product NAC transcription factor 32-like. The record is from RefSeq and is a predicted model, not a curated record. Gene Ontology annotation, molecular function: DNA binding. Gene Ontology annotation, biological process: regulation of DNA-templated transcription. The transcript is spliced from 3 exons. NCBI's taxonomy places the organism in Eukaryota, Viridiplantae, Streptophyta, Magnoliopsida, Poales, Poaceae. Bases 118 to 1101 code for a protein of 327 amino acids.
AUGAACUGAAAAGAAGAUAUAGAACUAAAGAAAGAUGAAGUUAAGAUAGUUAUAGCUUCCUUUCCUUCAUAUAAUAGACAUCGAUCGUCCGAUCAAGCAGCAGGGAUUCAGUCAGGCAUGUAUCCAUGGAUGAGGCUGAAGGAUAUCGAGUCUAGGCUGCCCCCCGGGUUCAGGUUCCAUCCCAGCGACGAGGAGCUGGUAUGCUACUACCUGCGCACCAAGGUCGCAAGUCAGAGCUCGCAGCUGAUCAUCUCGCCGCCGCCGCCGGCGACGACCACCAUGGUCGAGGUUGACCUCCAUACACGCGAGCCCUGGGAGCUCCCCGAGGCGGCCAAGCUCAAGGAUAACGAGUGGUAUUUCUUCAGUUUUCGUGAUCAAAAAUACGCGAUGGGCUCACGCACGAACCGAGCAACAAAGCAUGGUUACUGGAAGGUGACUGGCAAGGACAAGGUGAUCCGUGAGCCAGCAGGGUCGGGGAUGAUGGGAAGAGAUGGCAUGGUGAUUGGCAUGAGGAAGACGUUGGUGUUCUACUUCGGACGCGCCCCCAAUUGGCGAAAGAGCGGCUGGGUUAUGCAUGAGUUCCGCCUUAUUAUCGGGUCUCUUUCAACACCACCCAAGGAGGAUUGGGUGCUGUGCAGAGUGUUCCACAAGGGGAAAGGAGUAGGAGACGAGCAAGGCAGCUGCAACGACUGCAUGAUCACCUGCAGCAGCAAUAACAUUGAUCCCGGCUCUUGGCCAGCCGCUCUCUGCUCGCCGCCACUGCAGCCCGAGCAUCUUGCAGGUCCUUCAGCCGCGGCGCCGGCGGCAGAUAACCUCGAGCGCCAAUCGUUACCGAUCAGCUCACUUACUAUAAACGACCAGCUGCAGCUGCUGGAUAGUGAUCAGCUCAUGCGCCAAGCAGACGCCAUGCUUGAUUCCGCAGUGCCUCUGCAGGCAGCAGCAGAUAGCUGCUUCGGGUUCCCCGGCGUGGAGCAGGCCAGCACGAGCACCGGCGAGUUGAACUCGUGCUACGGCGGGGACUGCAUGCGGGGAAUGGAGAUGACGUUGCUGCAGGUCGGCGACUGCGAUGAUGCAGUAUACUACGUCUGGGCUUCUAGCUAG